CUCUAUUCUUCUUUCUUUGUCUGGCCUCUCUCUGUUGUGUAUGGGGUCAUUUCACUAUUACUCUCUCUUCACUUUCUCAUUAGUUGCCUGCCUUUUCAGUUAUUCAUCUCUCUCGCCUUCUUCACUCAUCCUCCCCAUUCCAAUCAAUGGUAUCCUUUCUUAGGUUACAAGAUUUGCUCUUCUCCACCAUUAAUCUCAUUCUCUCCGCUCUAGCUUGCUUCUCCUUCUUCAUUUACCUAUCCAUUAGCUAAUACCAAUACUGUUUGUGUGUGUUCCCCCCCCCUCCUGAAAAGCUGAUUUGCCCUUUUCACUUUCUCCCCAGUUUUUCCUCUUGUUUUCCAGUGGAAGUCAAUGCUUUUUCCUUCCUAAUUUCGCUUCCCAUUCAGUUCUGAGAUUCGUCAUUGGCCGGAGCAAAGCAGAGUCAUUGACCUUGACCUUAUUGGUUACUUUUACUACCCAGAUUGUGAAAAAAGGCACACCUUUUGCAGUUCCCACCUUGAAUUCCUCCAAUUCAGGGCUAGGGUUUGGUGGGUUCUCGAUGUUUGGCCAAUUGGGUAUAUGGGAUUUUGUGGGGGGAGGGGAAAGCCUCAAGCUUUGCCUCUAAUCUUCUGUUCCCUGCUGUGAUUUUUUGGGGGCGAAAUUGAGGGUUUGAGAGCGUAGCUACAUCUUAGAUUGCUCAGAAGCCUGUAAUGUCGAUGGACAAUAAGGAGGAAGAUGGAUGCGAUACCAAGCCUUUGAUAAGUAAAGAUGGCGAUGAAGUUGAGAAUCAAGGGGACGAUGGGGAAGAAGAAGAGGAGAGCGAGUCCAAUUCCUUGCUGGCUCCGAGGAAAGGUGGGAUGUCCAGGAAGUCGGAAAAGGUGCGGCGGAGUGUUCAGUGGAAUGAUAAAAAUGGGCAAAAGCUUGCCGAGAUUCUCGAGUUUGAACCCAGGUGAUGCCGACUCAGAUGACGAGGAUUCAGAUGCUUGUAUGUGUACCAUAAUGUAGAUAUCAUCUCACCACCACCACCACCAAGUAACGCAGUACUCAGCAAUCUCUAGAUGACUAUUGACUACUAGAGAACAUCCCCAAACCACACUCUCCUGUGCGGCUACAAUUUUGACUGUCCUCUGGUGGAAUCAAAGGUCCAAAUUCUUGUCAUACAAGUCAACCAUGAUUCAAGCAGUUUAUGAUUCUCAUCCUGACAAUAAUAAUAGAGCGGCAUACCAGAACUGUGAUGAAAGUAUUCAAGAGAUUUUUCCAGGCAGCUGCAAUUUGCAUGGAUCUUAUUACCUGAGCGGAGGCAGAAAGUCAUACAUCAACUCUGAUCUGUCAUAUAGAAAGAAGGGUAGCAAUAGAAACUGAAAGUGAACUUUGCUGGCAUACUUGCCAGAAUUUGUGCAUAUUGUGUAUCGACAUCUAUAGAUCACUCGAGAAUUACUUGCAAAGUGUUCCUCUUGUCUGUUUAACUGAGU
This is a messenger RNA of Linum tenue, 1451 nucleotides long. NCBI's taxonomy places the organism in Eukaryota, Viridiplantae, Streptophyta, Magnoliopsida, Malpighiales, Linaceae. The record is from the annotation of a GenBank genome assembly.